CAAUUAAUUAGUUGUACACACGGGCCCGUCCACAAUGUUUGCUCUAAAGCGAAUUAUCAACUCUGAAUUACUUACUACCGCAGUUGCCAAGUCGAAAAACAGUGUAACAAAAGUGCAAAGAAUUCACAGUGUAGAUGUGCUAACUAAGAAGACUGGGAAUGAGAUAGUGUCGUUAGACAUCCACGGGGAAAGACUGAAGUUCCCGGCAGUGUGGCUGCGAGACAACUGCCAGUGCGCCCAGUGUUACCACCCCUCCGCGCGCAGCCGCACCAUCGACUGGGCCACCUUCAACCUUCAAGUCAGCACCACACGCGUCACACACACAGACCACAGCGUCCACAUAGCCUGGAGCGACGGCCACCAGUCAGAGUUCAAGAAGAACUGGCUCAAAAUCAGAAGCUUCGUCCCUGAGCAUCAGAAGAAAUACACGGACACAGUGUAUAAACCUCCGAAAGUAACAUGGCAUGGUGAUGAGUUUCGGAAUGUCUUUACGAAGCAUGAUUAUAAUGAACUCCUCACAUCAGAUAAAGCUCUGCAUGAUUUUCUGCAUCAGCUGUCAGUCCAUGGAGUGGCUUUAGUGGAAAAUGCGCCAGACAGUGAAUUAGCUUUGACCAACUUCAUAUCCAAGGUAGGGUUUCCAAAACAGACACAUUACGGCAUUCAGUUUGUAGUGAAGCAUGUGCCGAAUACCAGCAAUGUGGCAUACUUGUCCAGCAAUCUGCAAGUGCACACCGACCUGCCAUACUAUGAAUACUGUCCUGGGGUCAAUAUGCUGCACUGUCUAGUGCAAACUGAGAGCAAUGGUGGGGAAAAUGUACUCUCUGAUGGACACUAUGUAGCCCACUACAUGAAGAAAAACUAUCCAGAGCAAUACAGAUUGCUCACUGAAGUGGAAGUGGAAUGGAAGGAUGUAGGAGUGGAAUUUGGCAAUGAAUUCUUCAAGCUGCAUCGCUCGCCCGUCAUUUGUCUUGAUAAACAUGGUGAGAUAGCCAGGAUCAACUUCUCCAUACCGCAGCGAGGCAGUAACUUUAUUGGAAAGAUUGAGGAUGUCAAUCCAUGGUAUGAAGCUCAUACACUCUUUAUGGAGUUGAACUUGAAAUUCUCUGCAAAGUUUAGGACUAAGCCUGGGAAUAUUCUAGCAUUUGAUAACAUCAGGCUGCUGCAUGGACGUAAUGCUUACGAGGACAGCCCCAACAAUGUACGGCAAAUAUUUGGGCAAUAUAUUGAUUGGGAUGAGAUUUAUUCAAGACUGAGAUGCCUGAAAGUGAAGUUAGAUAAAGAUGAAAGUUUGAUAUGAAACUUAUAUUUACUUGCAUACUUAUAAAUAUUUAUACAGAUUCAUUCUAAUUUCAAUUAAUUACAUAAUAUUGCACUUAAUUAUGUGUAUCAUGUUGUACAUUGUUUUACCUUCAUAUUAGUUUCACUUGUAAAUAGUAUUGUGUAGUUGAUGCUAAUGGUAUUAAAUAAUAUAAACUGAUGUUAUAAUUCUAUGUAUGUAUCAAAAUUAUAAUUUUUAAUUGAAAAUUG
Messenger RNA from Plutella xylostella (diamondback moth), 1527 nucleotides. RefSeq names its product gamma-butyrobetaine dioxygenase. Gene Ontology annotation, cellular component: mitochondrion. Gene Ontology annotation, biological process: carnitine biosynthetic process. NCBI's taxonomy places the organism in Eukaryota, Metazoa, Arthropoda, Insecta, Lepidoptera, Plutellidae. The record is from RefSeq and is a predicted model, not a curated record. Gene Ontology annotation, molecular function: oxidoreductase activity.